AUGCAACUGGGUGUUCAAGUUGGCGGCAUGUCGCUACUAUUUCCGCACCGGCGGCGCAACAGUGGAGCAAAUAGAGCGAUGAACACCGGGUCGUCCUCUACGACGUGUUGCGCGGUGGAUUGGACCACGAGAGAAGCGGAGGUGGGGGCCCUGGGCCUCCUGAUCUAUCAGGCCGCUAAGGAAGGCAGCACGGAAGGCCUCAAGUUUGCACUCAGUCGCAGGGGAGCCAGGGACCACAUCGACUAUCGAGACUCCAACACUCAAUACACGCCACUGAUGGCUGCAGCAGCUAACGGCCACCUCCAUUGUGUCAAACUCUUGCUGUCUCAUUCGGCAGACAUCAACUUCUCCAUCCCAGGCCCGAAAUCUCGCUCGACCAAACAGACCGCAUUUUCCCUUGCCUACAAGCAUGGCCACAGUAAUGUGGUGGAGUAUUUACAGGCCUGCUUGGAUGAUCUGGCCGGUGGUAACCCCACAAGAGCUCAGAUCGAGUCAGAGGUUAUCUCAAUAGCUGAAAACCCUAAGUCUACUGCGGUGUGUGUGGAGGAGUUCCACAGCAAGCUCCGCUGGCUGAUGGACAAUUGUGGUUACACGCUGGACGCAGAGGACGAACAGCCUUCACUACUCAUCAGGGCAGCCAAGGCAGACAAUCAUCUCAUAGUCUACGACCUGGUGGAAGAAUUUAAUGCCCCCACAUUUUCCACCCACCCAGAAACGGCAGAAAAUGUCCUCCACUUUGCCUGCCACAACAUUUCUCCGCUACGUUUCUACUUCAUCAGCAGACACCGCGAGCUACUCUGCAUCCCAGAUCGUCAAGGCAACUCCCCACUCCACAUUGUCUGCAGUAACAACGACCUGGAGUUGGUACCUUGGCUCUUCCGUGGCGUUCUGGGUGGGGAGGAGAGAGCGGGGAGACUGGGGAGAUUGCCAGUUGGAAUCUCUCGAAAUUCUGGGAGCCUUCCCCGAAAUUCAGUCCCCAGUCCCAACCUUGGGAGUAGCUAUCAUGGGUUACUUGGGGCCCCAAGGAUAAGAGCUGAGACAGAUGCACCAAAUCCCCAGCCUUUGCCAACGGAAUCGUCGUCCAUUGGCAGGUCUUCCAGCCAGGUUCACGUGAGCGAGGCAUCACUGGAGGUACCUCCAACUGAAGCCACCAGAAGCAACAGCGAGAUUGGUGUAACUGAGAAAGACUUGAGCGACCAAAGUGAAGGUUUGAUUCAACUCCCUAAUGGAGAGCUGGAGAGCAGCAGUGGCAAUGAACCAGCACCAAGUCCACAGACUAGGGUAACGUUCACAAUUCCGGAAGAUUCCGAGCCCCCCGAAAUUCCACCUCCUUGCAGCCCACUCCCAGCAUCCUUCAUCUCAGACAUACGGCUGUUCCGAAAGAAUACUGCCGGAGAGAGCAUUCUCCACAUUCUGGCCUCCCGUGGACACUCGGAACUCCUGGAAACCAUCCUGAAGGUCGCCGAGCGAAUCAGGUACGCAAUGGCAAAGGACGAACUGGAAGUGGUGACGGAGAGAGAUGGAUUCACGGUGAGGACACCCAUCGAGGAAGGCCUCAUGGCCGGAAAUCUCGACUGCGUACGACUCCUCAUCGAAUUCGUGAGGAAAAUCAAUGCGAUGAAGAGGCUGUUUGAAGAUCAGGACCUCAUCAAGGUAGCCGUGCUUUUUGACAAAGAAGGUUCAGCGACAAACAUUGAGGCUCUCAAGAUGCUGAUAGGCUACGGGUUCAAAACGGGUCUCGGGAAGAGUAUAACGCUCGCCGAUCCCAAGGAGCAGCGCGAAAUCACUCGUCUCCUGCUCUUCUACCAGACACAGGUCGUGAACUCCCUGGAGUUUGCCACGGUACACCCGAACCAGACAGUGAGUCUCAAAGUCGGUCGCGUCAAGUGGGAGGGUUUCAACCUACGCCACAUCGAUGGGGAGUGGUUCCACGACGCCAACUGCGCCAUCGACUCUGUCUCAAGAAUCUUCCAUGACCCGGACCAUCGGGUCCACAGUCUCUUCCGGCAGUCACAGGCCUUCUUCUGCAAACUGGGUGCGAGCUGCCUCAGCUACUUCUCAAAUUUAGACACUCCGUCGUCCCUCGAGCGGUCGUAUAUUGUAGCGCUAGUGGAGAUAAACCUAACAGAGAAUCACCUGACGACUCUCCCACCAGAACUGUUUCAGCAACGCCACCUCCGUACCCUACUCCUGAGCCACAACGAGCUCUCCCAACUCCCAGAGUCCGGGGACCUCAACCGGUCAAUCUACGACUGUCACAGAUUGCGUACCAUCGACCUGGACUGGAACCAGCUUCAGACGCUGCCGGAAGAAUUCUGUCGUGGUGUCGGCAGGUCACUGGAGGAACUGAACCUUGUCCACAACAGACUCGUGGAUCUGCCCCCGGGACUUUGGAUGAUGAGGAGGCUCAGAAAACUCAAACUGAGCAGCAACCGCCUCACUCGUCUGCACAAGUUCAGCGAUCCUCAGUGUUUUACUGACCCUUCCCUCUCCCAGAGGGUUGUCACAAUGUUUGAAGCCAGCCCCGAGGGGGAGCUGAGGGUCACGCAUGGAGGGGGAGUGGCGAGAGACGAAGAAGCAAUCUACCACAUCAAUCGGUAUCUCCACGAUUUGAUGUCUUUUCUCAAGACCGUGCUCGUGUUGCUGGAGAAAGAUGACGCGAGUACUAAUCUUGCCAAAGUGGUCGUUGACAUCCACUGGCAGCGGUACAACUGUACAAAGAACCCAUCAUAUGAACCUCACCCACCACAAAUCAUAGACGCUCUCUUUGACUUCAUCGAGAACGAAGGGGGUCCCUCACUCAUCCAACGAGGGUUCACUUCUCUGGAGGAGCUUCAUUUGAACGAGAACUGUUUCAGAGAGCUUCCUUGGGACCUCCCCUGCCUUGUUCCAGAGCUUCGUAAGCUCUACAUCACUGAGAAUGAACUGAGUGAUAUGGACAUCGUCCAGGGCUCUCCUGCCGGUAUCGUGACUCUGUGCCUCAGCAAGAACCAGAUCGUGAACACCACAAAGAAACGAUCUGCAGCUCUUCCCUGCGGCUCUCUACUCUUCCUAGCGUCCACUCAGCCCGACAGGACAAGCUACAGAGACCACUGCACCCACUGUCAGCACUCGACUCUGGAAAGCCUCGCCAAACUAACCCUCGACUCCAACCGACUGGAAAAGUUUGAACUCAUCAACAUCUCCAGUGACGUGCACGAGCAGAGCACCGAGAGUGCGUUUGCGUCCAUCGACAUCAACCCUCUCUUCCCCUACCUCACCUUCCUCAACCUCGCCAACAACCACUUGACUCACGUUCCUCGCAGCGUGGAAAAGUAUUCCCACCUCUCGUACCUCAACCUGUCGCAGAACGUCGGGAUCAGGGAGCUGCCAGAGGAGAUGGGGAUGCUGAAUCCGCAGGUGUUUCUAACACUUGGCCUCGAGGGGCUGUUCAUCAAGAACAUGCCACACAGCAUCGUG
Messenger RNA from Geodia barretti, 3459 nucleotides. NCBI's taxonomy places the organism in Eukaryota, Metazoa, Porifera, Demospongiae, Tetractinellida, Geodiidae. The record is from the annotation of a GenBank genome assembly.